This is a messenger RNA of Penicillium subrubescens, 1608 nucleotides long. RefSeq names its product sugar porter family MFS transporter. Gene Ontology annotation, biological process: carbohydrate transport; transmembrane transport. The transcript is spliced from 8 exons. Gene Ontology annotation, cellular component: membrane. Bases 1 to 1608 code for a protein of 535 amino acids. Gene Ontology annotation, molecular function: carbohydrate:proton symporter activity. The record is from RefSeq and is a predicted model, not a curated record. NCBI's taxonomy places the organism in Eukaryota, Fungi, Ascomycota, Eurotiomycetes, Eurotiales, Aspergillaceae.
AUGUCGUGGUUUCUUCAGAAGAUCGUCCACAAUGAGGCGAUGAGAACUGAUCCCAAGGAGAUUUAUGGAUGGAGAGUUUAUGCUCUGGCUUGCUCUGCAUGCUUUGGUGGAAUGCUCUUCGGUAUGGACUCCGGCAUCAUUGGCGGAGUUCUCACUAUGCCACCAUUCAUGUCUGAAUAUGGCCUUACAGGUCUAAGCAAGACUGCACAGGCUAAUCUAUCGGCCAACAUCGUCUCCACUCUCCAAGCAGGCUGUUUCUUCGGAGCCCUGAUUGCCUCUCCAGCGGCCGAUCGAUGGGGAAGAAGGUAUGCCCUGAUUGGGGCAGCGACUCUUGGAAUUCUCGGUGUCAUCAUGCAAGCCGCGGCUAAUGGCCAUCUCGAGGUUAUGUAUAUUGGACGUCUCAUCACCGGAUUCGGUGUUGGCUCAGCCUCAAUGAUCAACCCCCUCUACGUCGCAGAGAAUGCCCCACGCGCCAUCCGCGGCGGUCUAACCGGUCUAUACCAACUCUUCAUUACAAUGGGAAUCAUGCUUGCUUUCUGGAUCAAUUACGGCUGUCUAUUGCAUAUCAAGGGCAAAGCCAUGUUCCUCAUUCCUCUGGCCAUGCAAGCCCUGCCCGCAGUUCUUCUAUUCGGCGGAAUGCUCCUCUGCAAUGAGUCGCCCCGUUGGUUGGCCAAGCAAGAUCGAUGGGAGGAGGCGCGCGCGACUUUGUCUAAAGUUCGAGCACUCCCUCCUGACCACCCGUACGUGGAGGAGGAGUUCCAGGCUAUCGCGACCCAGUUGGAACAGGAGCGUGCUUUGAUUGGCGGCUCCGGUUUCUGGGAUUUGAUGAAGGAGAUGUGGCUCAUUGCUGGAAAUCGCAAUCGUGCUAUGAUUUCUAUCUUCUUGAUGAUUUGCCAGCAGAUGACCGGUACCAAUGCGAUUAACUACUACAGUCCUCAGAUCUUUAAAAACUUGGGAAUCGUGGGUAACGCAACCAACCUCUUCGCAACAGGCGUCUACGGAAUAGUAAAAAUGGUCAGCUGCGGCGUCUUCCUCGUCUUCGUCGCCGACUCCCUCGGACGCCGCCGCUCGCUUCUCUGGACAUCCAUCGCCCAAGGUCUGGCAAUGCUGUACAUUGGUCUAUACGUCCGCAUUGCCCCUCCAGUCCAGGGAGCCCCCGUCAUCCCCGCCGGUUACUUUGCCCUUGUUUGCAUCUUCCUCUUUGCGUCCUUCUUCCAAUUUGGUUGGGGCCCUGUUUGCUGGAUCUACGUCUCUGAGAUCCCGAGUGCACGCCUUCGAUCCCUGAAUGUGGCCUUUGGUGCCGCGACACAAUGGUUGUUUAACUUUGUUGUUGCUCGCGCUGUGCCGGUUAUGUUGACUACUGUUGGUGCGAAUGGUUAUGGAACAUACAUAAUCUUUGCUUGCUUCUGUUUCUCAAUGUUCUUCUUUGUGUGGUUCUUCAUCCCAGAGACCAAGGGACUUUCACUCGAGAAGAUGGAUGAUCUCUUUGGAGUCACUGAAUUGAUCCAGCAGAAGGCGGCUGAUCCCGAGCAGGGCAUUGUCACUACAGACGCGGACAAAAUUGCCGGCACUCAUGUCGAGCAUGCGGCCCCUCCCACGCAACGAUAA